Folsomia candida is the source of this 2309-nucleotide messenger RNA. RefSeq names its product glutamate receptor ionotropic, kainate 4-like. The record is from RefSeq and is a predicted model, not a curated record. The coding region runs from base 48 to 2105 and encodes 685 amino acids. Gene Ontology annotation, molecular function: ligand-gated monoatomic ion channel activity. Lineage: Eukaryota; Metazoa; Arthropoda; Collembola; Entomobryomorpha; Isotomidae. The transcript has 6 exons. Gene Ontology annotation, cellular component: membrane.
UUUUCCUCAAAUAAAAAAAUAUUACACAAAUCCAUUCUAAAAAGGAAAUGUGCAAGCUGUGGGGUAUUUUGAUUUUGACGUGUUUCCAUCCAUUCAUGGGGCGUGGAAGCGUCGUAACCACGAAGGGGGAAAUAUUUCUGGUGGACCUUAUCGUCCAUCGGUAUCCCCACUGUGCCCUAUUUUUCGUCCGUCAAAGUAGAGAAAGUGAAGUUGGCAAUAAUUUGUUGUCAAAUGUCGUUAAACGAGUGAAAGUCUCGUCGUAUUAUAAUGCCGUCCAUUCGUCGGUUGGAAACCUUUCCACCAUUAAGUUCUCGACAUUAGUGGAAAAUUAUAACAGAAAGGCUGACGUUUGUAAACUUGUCGUGGUCACGGUGGAUGAUUUUCAGCCAGAGUUUUUGGCAGGACUUAAAAGUUCGAUAUCUCCCGUCUACGUCCCCAUGGUUAAGAAAGAGUCUGACUUUUGGAUCUGGAUAACCCCACAACCACCCGAACUGGAAACCCUCCUCUUAUCGGAUUUCCUUCCGGCUAAGACAAAAUACAAACUUGGUCUCACUUUCACCCCGUCUGGAGACCUGAUUCUCCGUUCAGUUUGCUUCUACUGUGACGAAGGGCUGCCUCGGAUUAUAGAUUUCUCUUCAGAACGCCCCCUCAGUUUUAACUUCUUUCCCGACUUUCUUCUAAACAUGAUGGGAAAAACGUUAAGGAUAGCGUUUCCCGCCAUAAAAUCGAGAAUCGAAGCCAAGGCUCCGUACAUUGGAGUGAACAAUGCCGUUCGUGGCAUGUGGAAGACUCUGUUUGAUGAAUUUUUAAUGCUAAAGUUCAACUUUACGUAUAACAUGUUCCUCUCGAUGGGAAAAAGUGGAAGUUACAUUGGUGGAGGGGGGACCGGGUUGGAACUCCCGAAUGGAACUUGGAUAGGAACUGUGGGGGACGUUAUGGCUGGUAAAGCGGACGUUGCCAUCAUCACGGGAAACACUAAUAAACGAAAUCGACAAGUCUCUUUCACCCACUCUUUCUUCGACAUUAGCUACUUACACUUCAUCACGACCUACGGUGUCCGGGUGUUCUCGCCGGCUGCGCUCCUCUGGUCGUUUGAUCUCGUCAUGUGGGCCUGCAUCGGAUUAUCCACGCUCGCAGCGUUCAUCAUCUUUAAACUCAUUACACAAUUUAUGAUCGCUCUUGGCAUGGAUUCCAGCGAGACGAUGAGUUUCGCUCGUCGAGGCAUCGUCAGUCAGGACAAUUGGGGGUUGCGGCACCAGAUAUUUUUCGUCAUGACGAGCUAUCUGGAUCAGGAUUGUGUUCUCCCGACGUUCACACCACUUCGGAGUUUUGUCGCCUUGUGGCUAUUUUUUACACUGAUUAUCACCACGAUUUACAGGUCGAAGAUGGUCAGCCUGCUUGCCUUCCCCGUCCUGGAGAAAAUCCCGACAACUUUCGAGCAGUUAGUGGCAUCUGACUACACCGUGGGAUUCAUUAAACAUGGGGACGCGGCGUACAAUACUUUGGCAGCAUCUACGGAUCCCGUCUACGUCACGCUGGUGAAGGAGAUGGAAAUCAUUACCGGGAACGGAUUAGAAUGCUUGGAACGUGUCGUGGAAAAGAAAUACGCCUGCCUGGCGUUCGCCUUUUCAACAAUUUACCUGCUAUAUGGGAAUCUGUCAGAUGCAGACAGUAGGAAAUUGGUGUACGCGCCGGAGACGACGUAUGCGGUCUUCAUGGGUCUCACUCUUGAAGCCGGUUCUAUUUACAAGGAAGGCUUUGACCGCUGGCUUUCGUGGGUGAGACCAUUUCAUCUCGCUGAUUUGUGGGAGAUGCACGACAUGUACUACAACGUCCGCCUUCCGAAAAGAGCUUGGUGGCUGGCGACUAACCAAACGGACAAAUUGGAACAUUCAUCCGCUGCUGAAAGUGAUGACCUGACCUUGAAGCAUAUUUCAGGCGCGUUUUAUGCCCUGGCUGGAUGUCUCGUGCUCUGCUUCGCGGUCUUCAUCCAGGAAUUAGUCACCCACCAUUGGUCAAUGGGAUAUCAAAAGGUCAGACUGAAGUGGAGGAUGGUACUUUUGAUGCGAAAUAUGAUUCCACAUCGUGAAAAGUUUGUGAUAUGAUAAUUAUUUGAGAGCAAUGAUUUGUUGUUUUAGUUUUUGUAAUCAAUUUAUUAAAUAUAUAUACACAUACCUAUGCAUAAAAUUGUAAAUUAGCUACGUUAAGACAAUUCUUGGGCAAUGUACGCACUCACGUUUAUGGGAAAUUAAGGCUUUCAAUAAAAAUAGCGAUAUUGUUAUAAUGUCAUAAAAAUUGAAUAAAGUGAU